CACACAGACAAACACGCUACUCUCAUAUUCCUUUCUAUAUUUUUGGCUGGAUUAAAUUAUUCACUUUCUCACUCUGUUAGUCCCCCCUUGACAAUGUCAUGUUUCACCUGCAUCACUCAUUUAGACUAGUCUAGUUACCAUUUCUGCACUCCACUGGCUGAGAGAGUUUCUCUGUCACUCUGUUGCUGAGAAACUCAAACAGCCACAACUCAAAUUCCAUUCUCAUCAAUACCCUUUUAAAAAAAAUUAAAUAAAAAAUCCUCACUUUCUCACCUCCCAAACAUGGACUUAACCACCAACCUCCACCGCCUCCACCUCAACUCCACCUUCCUCACCGGCUCACCACUUCUCAAUUCCCACAAACCCAUUUUCAAAACCCGUUUCCAAACCUCAAACACCCUUAAAGUUUCAAAUUUUAUCAACCCCAGAAUCCUAAAUUCCAAAAUCAUUGCCUCCCAAUUAUCAGCCGUAGCCGUUGAAAAGCAAACCGAAACCUCAACCGAAGAAAACGACAUCGAGUCCUUGUUCUCCAACACCUCAGUGGACCAAAAGAGAGCUAAAAAUAAGCAAUCCAAUACAGGUGCUUCUAGUAUUUCAUCUGGGGUUAAGCUUGAAAAUGUGACCAAGAGCUAUAAGGGUGUCACAGUAUUGAAAAACGUGACCUGGGAAGUGAAAAAAGGUGAAAAAGUUGGAUUGGUAGGUGUAAAUGGAGCAGGGAAAACGACCCAGAUGAGAAUUAUAGCUGGUCUUGAAGAACCGGAUGGUGGGAAUGUGAUUAAGUCGAAAAUGAAUUUAAAGAUUGCAUUUUUGAGCCAAGAGUUUGAGGUUUCAUUGAGUAGGACUGUGAGGGAGGAGUUUCUGAGUGCGUUCAAGGAGGAGAUGGAGAUAGCUGGGAAGUUAGAGAAAGUGCAGAAGGCUUUGGAAGGUGCUGUGGAGGAUAUGGAGCUGAUGGGGAGGCUAUUGGAUGAGUUUGAUUUGCUUCAGAGGAGAGGACAGGCAGUGGACUUGGCUCAGGUGGAUGCUAAGGUCAGUAAGUUGAUGCCGGAGCUCGGGUUUUCGCCCGAGGAUUCAGAUAGGUUGGUGGCAUCGUUUAGUAGCGGGUGGCAGAUGAGGAUGUCACUUGGGAAGAUUUUACUUCAGGAGCCAGAUUUGUUACUCUUGGAUGAGCCUACAAAUCACCUUGACCUUGAUACGAUUGAGUGGCUUGAAGGUUAUCUCAGUAAGCAAGAUGUGCCAAUGGUUAUCAUAUCUCAUGACAGAGCUUUUCUUGAUCAACUGUGUACAAAAAUCGUGGAGACUGAUAUGGGUGUCUCCAGGACAUUUCAGGGAAAUUAUUCCCAGUAUAUCAUUUCAAAGGCAGAAUGGGUUGAAGCACAGUAUGCUGCAUGGGAGAAGCAGCAAAAGGAAAUUGAGCAUACAAAAGACUUAAUAAACAGGUUAGGUGCUGGAGCAAAUUCCGGACGUGCCUCUUCCGCUGAAAAGAAGCUGGAGAGACUUCAAGAAGAGGAAUUAGUAGAGAAGCCAUUUCAACGGAAACAAAUGAAAAUAAGGUUCCCUGAGCGUGGAAGAAGUGGAAGAUCUGUUGUAACAAUUAAUAACUUGGAAUUUGGCUUUGGAGAUAAGGUGCUCUUCAACAAGGCAAAUCUUACAAUUGAAAGGGGAGAAAAACUUGCCAUAAUUGGCCCAAAUGGAUGUGGAAAGAGCACUUUGCUGAAAUUGAUAAUGGGUUUAGAGAAGCCAAGAGGGGGUGAAGUUUUGCUUGGGGAGCAUAAUGUCCUGCCAAACUAUUUUGAGCAAAAUCAGGCUGAGGCACUUGAUUUGAAUAAAACAGUGCUUGAGACAGUAGUAGAAGCUGCAGAGGACUGGAGAAGUGAUGACAUAAAGGGACUCCUUGGGCGUUGUAAUUUUAAAGCUGAUAUGCUUGAUAGAAAGGUUUCUCUUUUGAGUGGUGGUGAGAAGGCGCGUCUUGCUUUUUGUAAGUUCAUGGUGAAACCGUCCAGUCUACUAGUUUUGGAUGAACCAACUAAUCACUUGGAUAUACCUUCAAAAGAGAUGCUAGAGGAGGCAAUAAAUGAGUACCAGGGAACCGUUAUCACAGUUUCUCAUGACAGAUACUUUAUAAAGCAGAUAGUUAAUAGAGUGGUGGAAGUUAAAGACUGCAAUUUACAAGAUUAUGCAGGAGACUACAAUUAUUAUCUUGAGAAAAAUCUUGAUGCGAGGAUGAGGGAGCUAGAACGUGAGGCCGAGCUUGAGGAAAAGGCUCCUAAAAUUAAAGCCAAAUCCAAGAUGUCUAAGGCCGAGAAGGAAGCCCUGAAGAAGCAGAAAAGGCAAGCAUUUCAGCAGGCAAAACAAAAAUCAAAAGGAACGAAGAAUUCUAAGAGGUGGAAUUGAUUGAUUCACCCAAAUUCUUCAUUGAAGAUUCCUCCAAUGUUUCAAUUAUUUUUUUUAACCUGUAAAAAAGCCUAGGAGAUGAGGUGGCCUGUUGUGAGCCAGGUAGUUGUCCUCAUGUAUAUAAUUUAAAUAGAAUUACAGGUAUUACUUGAAAUUAAGGCUGUAAUUGAAAAUCUUGUUCUAGCAAUAUGUUCUCCUUUACUAA
Molecule: messenger RNA, 2596 nt
Organism: Quercus lobata
Lineage: Eukaryota; Viridiplantae; Streptophyta; Magnoliopsida; Fagales; Fagaceae
Gene: ABCF5
Product: general control non-repressible 5
Exons: 9
Coding region: 283-2391 (702 amino acids)
Molecular function (GO): ATP binding; ATP hydrolysis activity
Source: RefSeq, a predicted model, not a curated record